GUUAAAUAAACCGAAAUUUAUAAAAAUUAUACAUGCAUAUUUGCUUAAAGCUAAAGCGUUUAUAAUAACAUUACGUGCUUUUUUGUUGUUGCUGGAAGCGUGCUGACAUCGUUAUCAUGUUACAAAUUUUAUAUCAAAACAGUAUUUGGUUUUGAGCAUCAAUAAACGGUGAAAAAAAAAAUGUUAUAAACAACAAAAAAAUCUUAAACUAUCUCCUACAAGAUAAAUACAAUUGUCAAUAAUAAAAGUUUGCGUUAUAAAAAAGAACAUGUCAGAAAAAGUUAUAGCAACAACUUCGCAAAAGAAAGCUGCCGUUAAUAAUAAUAAUGGGGCAACCAGACAACCUCGCGGUGAACGUAACAUUUUGACACUUUACGAGAAGUUAGCGGUAAUAAAUUAUUAUGAGACCAACAACAUCUCUAGAAAUAAGCUAUCGAAAUUAUUUAACUGCUGUCCAACGCAAAUUAGACGUAUACUGGAACGCAAAGAGGAAUAUCUGAAACAGUGCAGUUCACUCGAUAAGGGCGAAAUGAUCAACGAAAUACAAAUAAAAAGGCAAAAGUUUGAAAUGGCCGCUGUUAGUUUUAUACUGUAUCAAUGGGUCGAACGUUGCCGUCAACUACGUCUUCGGCAAGUGAUUACCAAUUCAACGCUGAGGGAGACAGCACAUAAAAUGGCUGCAAUUUUGAAUUUACCUAAUUUUAAUCCAUCGUCACGCUGGCUUCAACGUUUUCGUCACAAAUAUAAUUACACUGAAAGCGAUUUGGCAAUUAAAGAAAACACAUUAGUAGGAGAAGUAUCCGUAGAAGAUAUUAUAAUAGAGUUUAAAGAUUCACUGCCAAGUUUUAUCAAGAAUGAGAUUAAUCUUAUCACGUCUACAGUUGAUAGAAUUGAUCAAAAUGUUGGAACACUUACACCUGAAGGAGUGAAUGAAGGAGACAAUAGUAUUGACUUAACUAGUUCCGAAGACAGUGUCAUAGUUGACAUCGAUCAAAAUAGUGUCGACGAUAGUGCACAAAAUAAUGUUAACCUGCCAUCUUCAGAUUCGAAUGAUUCAUUCAUUGAUGUCAAUAAUAAUAAUCGUGCAGUCAUAACUCUACAAAAUAUGAUAUUUCCACAUUUGUCUAUGAUACAUCAAUUUGCUUUAGAUAAUGCCGAUUUAACUGCCAUUGAAUUGAUCUCACAAUUGGGUUUACAUAUGCAGAAUCAAGCAUCACGGGGAGCCUACAAAAAACUUCCACAAUGCACAAUCGAAACUGAUCCUACAGCUGUCGAUAAUUUCGAAGACAUUAUUUUAAUAGAUUAGAUUUUAGCAAUUUUCGCUCUAUUCAUCUUUCAAUUCCAUUUAUAUAGACACUUAACUAUAAGCAAACUGCACUGAAUAUUCAUAA
This is a messenger RNA of Teleopsis dalmanni, 1391 nucleotides long. RefSeq lists its product as uncharacterized. The transcript is spliced from 3 exons. Lineage: Eukaryota; Metazoa; Arthropoda; Insecta; Diptera; Diopsidae. Bases 269 to 1306 code for a protein of 345 amino acids. The record is from RefSeq and is a predicted model, not a curated record. Gene Ontology annotation, molecular function: DNA binding.